AUGGGUAGCCCAUAUCCUCUCCACUCUCCUGUUGGUGUCAGAAAUCCUAGAUUAGUAAGCUGGAGCUCUGUUGUGGCUACCCGUAUCAAGCAUUUGGUUACCGAAGUUCCAACACCCUCAGCGGCUGAUCAACCUCAGAACUGCUUCACCGACGACCCUGAGCCGAUACACCUCAACCUCAAAGUCGGAAUAGCGAGCGAAAUUUCGGCUGCUUUUACCCAGAAUACCUUCUCCCACUAUCGCGAAGAUCGUCGGUGUUGGACCGUCGAAAUCAAACCGCGGUUCCCACGAUCUAACGAUUCUUACUACUACACAGGAAACUCGGCUUUUCUCUCUCCGUCAAUUAAACUGAGCCACCUCAACUAUCAUCAUGUCUUCAUCAUCAUUGUCGCCUCCGGCUUCGCUCUCAUCUUCCCCGCUAUCUUCUCCACCACCUUCACCGAACGUUUCCAAUUUUAUAUCAAAUCCGCCGCUUGA
Messenger RNA from Pseudogymnoascus destructans, 477 nucleotides. RefSeq lists its product as uncharacterized. The record is from RefSeq and is a predicted model, not a curated record. The coding region runs from base 1 to 477 and encodes 158 amino acids. The transcript has a single exon. Lineage: Eukaryota; Fungi; Ascomycota; Leotiomycetes; Thelebolales; Thelebolaceae.